UGCCUAUUUUGGGUUAGAACAAGAACAAGAACAAGAAACAAUAAUAUACUGAACGUAAAUUAAAGGCUCCAAAUCACCUUCUCUUAUAUCGGCAACCGGAACCUGAAACUUAAUUUUCAUUUUGUUCAUCUGCUAGUUUUCUUGAAUCUUGACGAUGGCCAAUCUAGAGUUGACAAGAACCAUCAUGUGGCUGCCACCAUUCUUGGGGCAAAGAUGUCGAUGCCAACCUAGGAUCGACAAAAUUCAGUUUCGUCUCUUGCUCCACUCAUCGUUCGAUUCAUCAUCUUUGGGCUCUGAUUACAAUGUUUGAGCUCAAUUAUUCGAUUAAACCGUUCCACAUUUGCUUUUCAAGGACAGUCAAUCAUGGCUGGCCCUCCCCAAUUCUUUUGUACUAAUUUAUUUGCUGCCCCCCACCUACCCCCCUGACGGCUUACCUAUCUCCUCUUCACCAUCCUUCUCAUUCCCUUCUUUCAAUUUCUCUCUGCCGGGAUCUCAAUCACAUUCUCAACGCUGCCCAAUUGCCAGAUUUCUGACGCACGCCGAAGAAAAAUGGAGUUUGGGCCGGCAUUUUCUGGCUUAGGGACCAGAACUGAAGGGACUAGAAAGAAUUCAACUCUUAUAUGUGUGCCAAUAGUGUCAGAAUCAAUUGACAAGAUGAUUGUUGACGUUAAGAAAGCUGGAGAGAAUGGUGCUGACAUUGUGGAGAUAAGAUUGGACGCAUUGAAGAUUUUCAAUCCUCAUGAAGAUCUUAAACUUCUCAUUAAGGAGUCCCCUCUACCUACCUUAUUCACUUACAGACCAAAUUGGGAGGGUGGUCAGUAUGAUGGUGACGAAAACCAACGACGGGAUGUUCUUCGAUUAGCCAUGAAAUUGGGAGCAGACUAUAUCGAUGUUGAGCUUCAGGUGGCUCGGGAGUUCAUUGACUCUAUACAGCAAGAGAAGCCAAACAAUUUUAAAGUCAUUGUUUCCAAUCACAAUUAUAAGAAGACCCCAUCUUUAGAGGACUUAGGGAGUCUUGUCGCAGAAAUCCAAGCAACUGGAGCUGACAUUGUGAAGAUUGCAACGACCGCAUUGGAUAUCACUGAUGUUGCUCGCAUGUUUCAAGUACUUGUCUAUUCACAAGUUCCAAUAAUUGGACUGGUUAUGAAGGAUAGAGGAUUCAUUUGUCGACUACUUUGCCCCAAAUAUGGUGGUUAUCUUACUUUUGGUACCCUUGAGGAGGGAAUAGUUUCAGCUCCUGGUCAACCGACGAUCAAAGAUCUAUUAAAUUUAUACAACUUCAGACAGAUAGGGCCUGAUACUAAGGUUUUUGGCGUUAUUGGAAACCCUGUAGGCGACAGCAAAUUACCUGCAAUGUACAAUGAGCUUUUCAAGUUAGUUGGUCUCGACGCCAUUUAUGUUCCCUUAUUGGUGGACGAUCCUACCAAGUGUUUAGACACUUAUUCAUCAAGUGAUUUUGGCGGAUUCAGUGUAACAAUCCCACACAAGGAAGCAAUAUUCAAAUAUUGCGAUGAGGUUGAUCCAGUUGCAAAGGCAACUGGAGCUGUUAACUUUGUUCUUAGAAGACAAUCUGAUGGAAAAUUAUGUGGCUAUAACACAGAUUGUUAUGGUGCUAUUUCAGCCAUUGAAGAUGGAUUACUCGACUUGCAUAACAACAGCUCCAUAGUCGGUUCACGCUUAGCUGGUAAGCUCGUUGUUGUCAUUGGUGCUGGUGGAGUUGGCAAAGCCCUUGCUUAUGGUGCAAAACAGAAGGGAGCCAGGAUUGUAAUUGCUAACCGCUCGUUUGAUCGGGCUAGAGAACUUGCAGACCGUGUUGGGGGACAGUCUUUGUCUCUUGCUGACUUACAAAAUUUUCACCCGGAGAAUGGCAUGAUUCUUGCCAACGCUACGCCGAUUGGAAUGCAGCCCAAAGUUGAUGAAACUCCCAUUCCAAAGCAUGCUCUAAAACACUACUCCCUGGUUUUCGAUGCUGUUUACACACCAAGAAUGACUAGACUCUUGCGGGAAGCUGAGGAGUCUGGAGCAGCUAUUGUUCCUGGGUUGGAGAUGUUCACCAGGCAAGCAUAUGAACAAUAUGAAGGGUUCACUGGCCUGCCUGCACCCAAGGAACGUAUUAGGAAAAUUUUGGCAGAUAAUUAAUGAAAUGGUUCUUGUCCUAAUUAUUCUCAACUGGCAGUUUUCCUCCAAUUCACCGUAUUCAGCAAGACUUUUGUCAUUGUAUUGUAGCGGAUCUAAUUCAAAGAGCUCGAAAUGACUUUACAAGUGCUUAGAAGAAUAAUGAGUGGAAAAUUAUAAUGUAGUUGAUUAUUUCCGUGAACUAUUUCAUGUAAAAUAGGGUGGAAUAAUACUGAUUCUAUUGUAUCACUAGUAUUUAUGUCAAACCCCCUUCAAAACGAACUCUUUCAUCUUGAAUCCUUGAGACAAGUGAGUUGAAUCUAUAGGGGACUUCCCUUUAAAAUCUUAAAUAAACUGUUGCAAUUAUAUAUAUUGAAUUGCCUCA
This is a messenger RNA of Cucumis melo (muskmelon), 2500 nucleotides long. Its product is annotated as bifunctional 3-dehydroquinate dehydratase/shikimate dehydrogenase, chloroplastic-like. Gene Ontology annotation, biological process: shikimate metabolic process; chorismate biosynthetic process. The record is from RefSeq and is a predicted model, not a curated record. Gene Ontology annotation, molecular function: shikimate 3-dehydrogenase (NADP+) activity; 3-dehydroquinate dehydratase activity. The transcript has 11 exons. Bases 550 to 2139 code for a protein of 529 amino acids. NCBI's taxonomy places the organism in Eukaryota, Viridiplantae, Streptophyta, Magnoliopsida, Cucurbitales, Cucurbitaceae.